CUCCUCAGGAGGUCACCGUCCACGGCCAACCCUUCGCAUCCCGGUACGCGUUUCAUAAGAACCCCAAUCAAUAACUUUCAGAUACAUGGGCCUCAUGGAUUACAUACCUGCCUCGUCUACCACCGAUGAGGGAGACUCUAUUCCCACUUUCGAGGCAAAGACGAUGGCGAACUACCUUCAGUGUUGGAAGCGUAUAUUUCGAUAUUUGCUUGGAGGCAGUUUGCUACUCAUGCAUGGGGUCUGUGCGCCACAGGUGGCGACGGGCCGGGGACAUUUUGCCAGGUGGUCCAAAGUCAACAAUGACAGCGAAAGUGAUGGCAACAGCGAUGGUGAGCCAGCGACAAUAGCAAUGGCGAUAAGAAGACUGCCACCUGCUAGAAACCCUGCCGGCCUGCCACUAAUAAGACGUCGAAACGAGUGGCCGUGGAUGAGUUCCUGCCCAACAAACGUUGUUGGGCAGGAGGCACUGCAGCCUCAAACCGAAAGGGGUGCGAAAAGGAUGGCUUGCGGCUUUCAGCUCGCCUCCACCCCGCCUUUCCUUCAGCAACUUCAGAUUUUCGCUCAAUUGCCCGCACCUCGAACAAUGAGUCGUUGGAAGCGUUGGAGAUCAAGAAAACCCAGCUCAGAUAUCGGGCCGGGUUCAGACAACGAAGGCCAGACAGAAGAGCUCUUCUCAACGGUCGGGGACUACGGCCUCCGCACCCUCUCUGAAGGCCAGGAUGUUAUAGUAGACAUCGUUUUCGUUCAUGGUCUUACAGGCAAUCGCGAGACAACCUGGACGCAUGGGAAGUCCGUGUUUUGGCCGAAGGAUCUCCUGGCGAAGGACCUCCCAAACGCCAGAAUCCUCACGUUCGGCUAUGAUGCCGACAUCAUCCGCGGGCUGAACACGGCAGGUUCGAACACGUUACGGGACCACGGCAAGGCUUUGGCCAAUGACGUUGCAAUGAGGAGAACAAGAACGAAUUCUAGUCUGCGCCCUAUCAUCUUCGCUGCCCACAGUCUUGGUGGAUUGGUUGUUGAACAAGCUCUCCUCGUUUCCCGCGGAUCAGCGCAGCAGCAUGAAAAGUAUCUGCUCGAAAGCACUAUCGCCAUCGCUUUCAUGGGAACGCCACAUCUUGGGUCCAACCUCGCCAACUGGAGCGCCCCUCUCACGAAGCUGUCGAACCUACUGAGGAAGACAAACAGCGAGAUAGUUGGCGUCUUGCGCCCAGGCUCGGAAAUGCUCGCUAGCCUCCAGCAGGAGUUCCAUACUAUGCUAGAGGAUCGGAGCCGCAAUGGGGGGAAGUUCAUGGAGAUAUUUUGCUUCUACGAAGAAGUAGCGUACCCGGGGAUCGGUGAGAUUGUCCCAAGGCAGUCCGCAAUCUUGCCCCGCUACCCAAACAUAGCUAUCCACGCAACGCACACUGGUAUGACGAAGUUCAGGGGGCAAGGGGAUACGGGCUAUGGGCGAGUUCGUGACCAGCUAUGGCUCUGGGUCGAGAAGGCUAAGCGGGAGUCAGACCAGCCAGACCAAAACCCACCCGAGCCCUCACAACUCUCACAACUCUCACAACUCUCACAACUGUCACAAGAUUGCUUGAAAUCACUGGCUUUCCCAGACAUGAACAGCCGCUCCCAUGACAUUGCCCACGCCGUCACAGGGACAUGUGAAUGGCUCCUUCCACACGAGAUGUAUAAGUGCUGGGCUGCUUGCGAUCAAGGCCUGCUCUGGAUCAAGGGGAAGCCAGGCUCUGGGAAGUCGACAUUGCUAAAAUACGCCCUUGACAAUCGCAGAGACAUAACCGGCGCUAAAGACGGCAACCUUGUUCUUUCGUUCUUCUUCCACGGUCGCGGCAAUGAACUCCAAAAGACUCCCUGUGGCCUUUUCCGGUCUCUCCUUCAUCAGGUCCUUGGGCAGGCCCCUAACGCAUUGCCAGACCUUGUCGACACUUUUGAAAAACGGUGCAAGGAAAUGGGCAAGCCAGAAGAAAAGUGGCACUGGCAUCCAGAAGAACUGUGGGGCUUCUUCAAGUCAUCUCUUCCAAACAUCCUCACAACUCGCUCAGUCUGGCUAUUUAUCGAUGCAUUAGACGAAUGUGGCGAAGAGCAUGCAGUCAACCUUGCUGACAAGUUCAAGUCCUUGUUCCAAGGUCACAUACCCAUGGACUCGCAGUUUCAUAUCUGCUUUACCUGUCGACACUAUCCGAUUUUGAAUGCAUACUGCAAGUUCGAAAUUUGCCUUGAGGAGGAGAACAAGGAGGACAUUUCUACUUCUGUGAAUGACUGGCUUUCUGCAUUCCAUAUGCGAACACCAUCUACGAUUCCAGCUUUAAUUACGGAACAUGCCGCCGGUGUUUUUAUGUGGGCACGUCUUGUGGUAGACCAAGUUCUGGACCUUGAGCGCAAGGGCAAGGGAUUGGCAGCGAUUGAAGCAAAAAUCCAUGCGGUCCCUCAGAAGCUCGAUGCCCUAUACCAUGACCUCACCCAAACGAUGGAACCGGCCUCUCUGAAACUCAUUCAAUGGAUCUGUUUUGCCACGCGGCCUCUGUCAGUCGAUGAAUUGCGGUGGGCCAUGGUUGUCGACCCCAAUUGCCCAUACCGCACAUUGCUGGAAUACGAGAGCGCAGAAGACUAUAUUCCUGACGGCGAUCGGAUGAAGAGACAAGUUCAGACGCUUAGUUGCGGUCUUGCCGAGGUCAUCCCAUCCGUCCGGUCAACACUGUCAUCGGAUGCGGCGUCUACGCUGUCAUCGGACGCGGAGUCUACGCUGUCAGGGGAUGUGGGGGUUGUUCAGUUCAUCCAUCAGUCUGUCAAGGACUUCUUUGUUGGGAAGGGCUUAUUAGCACUCGACAGCAGCUUAACGCCAACCCAUGAAGCAAUCAGAAUGUCACACUUUCGACUAUCCAGGAUUUGCAUACGCUACUUAUCAAUGGAGGAGAUCAGUCAGUCAACAAGCUACAAGAAUAGCGACUUUCCUUUCUUGCGCUACGUUACAACCUCGUGGGUGGCGCAUACAAAGCAAAGCGACACUAGAUGCACCCCUCAAGAGGAUAUUCUAGACUUGUUUGCUUGGCCGUCAAACGCUCUUGUGGAACUCUGGGGACGUGUUUACGGAAUAAUAGGUAAGUAUUCCAAUGACUGUCCACCAACAGAGACCAAUCUGGUACACGUUAUGUCGAGGUAUGAGGUCUUAGGGCCGUUAAUAGCCAUUUUACAAAGGGCAGAUCAAGUUGCCAGCGAUAUCGAUACUAAGGAUCUUGCCUAUAUCGACGCAAAGGAUGGAUAUGGCCGGACGCCGCUGUCGUGGGCUGCCGCGGGGGGGCACGAGGCUGUCGUCAGGCUAUUGCUUAGCACAGGCAAGGUCGAGAUCGACGCAAAGGAUGGAUAUGGCUGGACGCCGCUGUCGCGGGCUGCCGCGGGGGGGCACGAGGCUGUCGUCAGGCUAUUGCUUAGCACAGGCAAGGUCGAGAUCGACGCAAAGGAUGGAUAUGGCCGGACGCCG
Molecule: messenger RNA, 3481 nt
Organism: Phialemonium atrogriseum
Lineage: Eukaryota; Fungi; Ascomycota; Sordariomycetes; Cephalothecales; Cephalothecaceae
Product: ankyrin repeat domain-containing protein 17
Exons: 6
Molecular function (GO): protein binding
Source: RefSeq, a predicted model, not a curated record